AUGCACUUGUGCAAACUCGCUGCUCUCCUCGCUGCCGGUGUCAUUGUCACCGUCUCUGCGAUUCCCAUCCACAAUGUCGUCCCCGCUCUGUCCUUGCGAGAUCUAGAGCCUGCGGACCGAAACGAACUAAGCGCCCGAUGGCUAGACCCCGAUCUGGAUGCCCGUACGCUACGAUUUUUGCGUGAUAUUAGGAAAUGCUCAUUCAAGUUGAGGCAAAAAGUGAAAUACAACGGACCGCCAACAACAUACAAGAAACAGAAAAAACCGUCAACAACAGGCCAGGAAGAGGAAGAAGGACAGGUGGGCGUAAUCGUGAAGGUGCCUGAUCCUGGGUCAGAUAUAUACAAGGUUUCCUUCCGUCAAAUGGAGAGGGAUAAGCGGGGAAUCGGGCACGCUCAGUACCGACAAGAUUAUAUCAAGUGUACCGAUCUGCGGUCUGCGUAG
Messenger RNA from Dacryopinax primogenitus, 444 nucleotides. RefSeq lists its product as uncharacterized. The record is from RefSeq and is a predicted model, not a curated record. NCBI's taxonomy places the organism in Eukaryota, Fungi, Basidiomycota, Dacrymycetes, Dacrymycetales, Dacrymycetaceae. Bases 1 to 444 code for a protein of 147 amino acids. The transcript has 3 exons.